Messenger RNA from Nicrophorus vespilloides, 1801 nucleotides. RefSeq lists its product as uncharacterized. Bases 13 to 1740 code for a protein of 575 amino acids. The transcript has 5 exons. The record is from RefSeq and is a predicted model, not a curated record. NCBI's taxonomy places the organism in Eukaryota, Metazoa, Arthropoda, Insecta, Coleoptera, Silphidae.
GAUAUCCAACAUAUGGCGGUGAGCUACGAGUCCGAGGAUGAGACGAUGGGGAAGCUGCACGCGAGGAGUCGCAGAGGAACCGCACUGUACAGUAAACAGGACAUCCUCGAGCAGUACUGCAUCUCGGAGAGGGGACUCGGAGCGCUGGAGACUGAUCGCCGGAGCUUCUUCAGCUGUCUCUCCUCGCACCAGAUGUCCCCGUGCACCAGGUCCUCGAUCCUCACGGUUUGCGUACGACAGAAGGUCCCUUCCGAUGAGAAUCUUCAAGAUCUGUACAAGAGACCCGCAGCGUACGUCCCGUAUCCGAGGAAACCGAGAUGGGGUCCGCCGCCUCCGGAAAUUUACAACUACGACGAGGAUCUUAAUAGCUCCUACUUCCGGCGGAAAGGACACACCGAUGCCAGCACGUACCAAUGGAUGCCUUCCGACGACGAGUCUGUCCGCAUGGAGAGACCCAGGUCGAUACUGGACCAUCACAGCCACCAGAGCGGAUUACCAACUACACCUCACAGGACGAAGCACGUGAGUUUCGCAAGAUCGCACACGUUGACGUCCUUCGACGAUGCCGUCGUCUCCUUGGGUGCUUCCGCCAGCAAUCUCAGCAAAUCGGCGAGGAGCCAGGAGAGGCUGAUCGAUACCAGAAGAUCCCUGGACCGCAUCAUUCCGAUAACCAAGCAGCCGGAAUUCGCAGAGAACGUCGUCGUUAUGGAGAAACUGAUCCGCACUCCGAUGAAGACGCAGGCGACGCAGACGGAAGCGUGUCUGGGCAGAAAACCACUUCCCUCGAGUCAGAUCAACCUCAGUCCGAGAACCGUGCACAGGGUGAAGAUGGUUUCGCAAGGAGCGCAAACUAAUGGAAUGGUGAUCAACGGUAGGAAAUUGACUAAAUCGUUCAGCGAGGCUGGAAGCAAGUUCGAGGUUGCGGAACCGAUGGAUCAUGAACCUCUUCAGAGAACUUUAUCCGAUGAACCGCCGAGGUCGCCUUUCGUUUUGGCCUCUCCGCCACCGGAUUUGGUGCCUCCACUGCCGGCACUGAGUGAUUCCUCUUCGAUCACAAGAAGCGAACACGACUCGGAGGAAUCGGAAUCCAAGAAAGAGAUCUUCAUCGAUUUCAAACCGCAGAUUUCCGUGGGGAAAAAAGUUCUGACGAAAACCGCAUCGGACGGCGAAAUCUUGCUCGAUCAGAGGAAGAUACAGGGGGCCGCUGAAGUGCCUCAAACUUCGAUCAGCCACGACAAUAUUCUGGCCGUCGAGGACGAUUCGAACAUCGAGUACGCUUCGUACUUUAAGAGCACUCCGAUUAGGCACGAGGGAAUCUUCAAAGAUCUGGACGAUCACGUUUUCUCUUCGAUUGAUGAAUCUUACGAGGGAAACGGCGGUUUAUACCCGCAGGAUUCGAUCGAUGAGGUCUUCCACGAGAACUACAUCUACGAUGGGAAAUAUCUGAAGGUGGAGGGAUCGACGACGACGAGCGAGGAUCAGGAGGUGCGAAAGUCCGAAGAGGCGCCGGAAGAUGAGGGCGUCGUUCCGUCGUUCUACAUAGACAAAUCGCCGUUCGCGUCCAGCGACUCGUUAGCUAAUGAUUUAAGGUCAGUAGUGCCUAUAGUACACACGACACCCAUCAAAAUGCCACCGCCAUCUCCCGGGACCCCAAUCAAUUUACACGAAACAAACGACAAGAACAACAACAACAACAACCACGACCUUCUUGAUCCAUGCAAAUUACACCCGACAACCUGAACACUCCCUCGGCGACGCCCAAUUCAAAUUUAAACAAUCCACCGAUUAAUUACGCACACUU